UUUUCGUCUGAACUGCACAGCUAAUGGCGUACCUACACUAUACACGUACAAAUGGAUACACAUGGUUGGAUCAACUGUCAUCAGAGACAAAUUUGGUGACCUGAUGAAUUUAGUGUCAGGGAGUACACUGGUCAUUCCAAAAGUAAGCUACCAAGACAUGGGGACGUAUAUAUGUGAGGUGGAGAAUGGGAUCCCGGGAAGAAAUGGUCAGAUUGCACAAAGAGGACAUGGGUUCAUGUCUGUGACAGGUAGUUCUCGAGUGAUCAAUGGACGGGAGAAAUAUGUCACAGAAAAGGACGUCUCUCUGGACAUCAAUGUAACCUUCAUCAGUUUCCCUGAGCCAGUCAACACAUCCAUCCUUCGGACAGACUCCUCUUUGCCUCCCCAGAGUGACCCCACCGUCUCCGUGUCCCCCGUCCCAGUGUCAGUGUCAUUCUAUAACAAGGACGUAAUCGUUGACGGCUACAUGGCGCAGAUACACUUCAACAAGUUUGAGGCAGAACACCAAGGACAUUACCAGCUGUAUAUCAGGAAUUCAUUUGAAUACACUUUCAACUUCAAAAUAAGUAUAUCAGACAAGCCGGACCCACCAACAAGUCUGAUGAUUGGUCAAAUCACGGAAUACAGCGCCAAUGUAUCAUGGAUUCCGGGAGAGGACAACGGACACGCUCAAAAAAUCACAUUAAUUCACCGAGAUUCUACCAGAAGAUUGGAGACAAAUGUCACCCUCAACGAUACUGUUUCUGCAUAUACAGUCAAAGAUCUUGCCAAAUCAACAAAGUAUGACGUCAUUCUUUAUUCCAGUAACUACAGGGGAACUAGUGAAACAAUCACCGGCUCAUUUACGACAAAAUCAGGAAAUGUAGUAAUGGGAACUGCUAUAAUUGGUUUGACUGCGGGUUCAGCUGCUGCGGUUAUCUUAAUUAUGAUUGUUGUAGUUGUAGUCCUUGUCAGUCGAAGUAGACGUCGUCGACAAAAACCCAGAGAGGAUAAGUCUGGAGAUGACGAUGAUGGAAUGAAAGAUAAUGUUCUAUAUGAAUCAGCUGGUCCCAAUUGGUCCCCUCAACCGGGCCCAAGUACCCAGGAGCAGCCUGGUGGAGCUGUUUAUGCUGUAGUGAAGAAACCUAAGUUAACAAUUAAAAUCAAAGAAACCCAGGGAUAUGCUGAGACCAAUACACCAAAGAAACCAGUCGAUGAUUCAGCAGCUUAUGCUGAGGUUCAGGACCCAGUUGAGUUAAAGACCAUACAAGAACCUGAAAAAGACUGGUCUGGAGAUGACGAUGAUGGAAUGAAAGAUAAUGUUCUAUAUGAAUCAGCUGGUCCCAAUUGGUCCCCUCAACCGGGCCCAAGUACGCAGGAGCAGCCUGGUGGAGCUGGUUAUGCUGUAGUGAAGAAACCUAAGUUAAUAAUUAAAAUCAAAGAAACCCAGGGAUAUGCUGAGACCAAUACACCAAAGAAACCAGUCGAUGAUUCAGCAGCUUAUGCUGAGGUUCAGGACCCAGUUGAGUUAAAGACCAUAAAAGAACCUGAAAAAGACUGGUCUGGAGAUGACGAUGAUGGAAUGAAAGAUAAUGUUCUAUAUGAAUCAGCUGGUCCCAAUUGGUCCCCUCAACCGGGCCCAAGUACGCAGGAGCAGCCUGGUGGAGCUGGUUAUGCUGUAGUGAAGAAACCUAAGUUAACAAUUAAAAUCAAAGAAACCCAGGGAUAUGCUGAGACCAAUACACCAAAGAAACCAGUCGAUGAUUCAGCAGCUUAUGCUGAGGUUCAGGACCCAGUUGAGUUAAAGACCAUAAAAGAACCUGAAAAAGACUGGUCUGGAGAUGACGAUGAUGGAAUGAAAGAUAAUGUUCUAUAUGAAUCAGCUGGUCCCAAUUGGUCCCCUCAACCGGGCCCAAGUACGCAGGAGCAGCCUGGUGGAGCUGGUUAUGCUGUAGUGAAGAAACCUAAGUUAACAAUUAAAAUCAAAGAAACCCAGGGAUAUGCUGAGACCAAUACACCAAAGAAACCAGUCGAUGAUUCAGCAGCUUAUGCUGAGGUUCAGGACCCAGUUGAGUUAAAGACCAUAAAAGAACCUGAAAAAGACUGGACUGCAGUUGACAAUGAUGGAAUGAAAGAUAACAUUGUAUAUGAAUCUGCUGGUCCGAACUGGUCCCCAAAGCAAGGUCUCGGUAUCCAGGAGCAGACUAGUGGAUAUUUGUAUGCUGAAGUAAAGAAAACCAAGGUGACAGCUGAUAUAACAGAAACAAAUGAAUAUUCUGAGGCAAACACAACGAAGAAAUCGAUAACGUAUACAGAGGAAGGAUUUGAGGAAGGAACGAAAGUUGCUGACGCUUCACCUGAACAGGGAUAAAGACAUCUAAGAACGGGCCUCUAAGAACUGGCAGUUUGUGCAAACCAAAUGGAUUUAAACAAGGCGGGUUUUUUAUAUAGCAAUUCUUUAAUGGAAAUCACAAACUACCUAUUUUAGUCGGAAUCAUUUAGAUAGUCCUUAUAUUGGAAGCAAACAACACAAUGGAAUUUAAGUGAAUGCAUAUUUAAUAUCUAUCACCUUCCGCAAAUAAAAACAAGAAUGCCGAUUUUAACUAUAUCUAUAUAACAGUAUUACACUUAUGUUCACUAUUGAAAAAGCAGUUGAAAGCCGAAUUGAAAAAAAAAAAUUAUCAACUUAUCAUCCCUCAGCAUACGUAAGUAAGUGGCCGUAACCACCGACCUUUACUUGUUAUCCGUCACUAAACGACAGAGACCAUGUGUCACUUCUUGUCAUCAGACACUUAGUAGUAGAAAUCAUGGGCCACUUCUUGUCAUCCGUCACUAAACGGAAUAAAGCAUGGGUCAUUUAUUGUCAUCCGUCACUAAACGGAAGAGAUCACGGGUCACUUCUUGUCAUCCGUCACCAAACGGUAGAGAUCAUUGGUCACUUCUUGUCAUCAGACACUAAACGGAAUAGAUAAUGGGCCAUUUAUUGUCAUCCGUCACUAAACGGAAGAAAUCAUGGGUCACUUCUUGUCAUCCGUCACUGAACGGUAGAGAUCAUUGGUAAUGUAUUGUCAUCCGUCACUAAACGGUAGAGAUCAUUGGUCACUUCUUGUCAUCCGUCACUAAACGGUAGAGAUCAUUGGUAAUUUAUUGUCAUCCGUCACUAAACGGUAGAGAUCAUUGGUCACUUCUUAUCAUCAGACACUAAACGGAAUAGAUAAUGGGCCAUUUAUUGUCAUCCUUCACUAAACGGACGAAAUCAUGGGUCACUUCUUAUCAUCCGACACUAAACGGUAGAGAUCAUGGGUCACUUCUUAUCAUCCGACACUAAACGGGAGAGAUCAUGGGUCAUUUCUUGUCAUUCGUCACAAAACGAUAGAAGUUAUGGGUCACUUCUUGCCAUCCUUCACUACGUACCGAUAACCAUGACAUUGAUUGUUAUCCGUCAUUAAGUUCUGAUGAUCAUAUGCAAUUGUUAAUAAUUCAUCACGACUAUAUUAUGUCAUUGCACCUCUUCCGUAACCGAGAACCCGUGAAUGUUUCAUGGUGUAGGUAUAGUCAUAUAUCAUUAAGUGAUUAUUUGUCAUUUCUGGUUAUCCGUCACCAAUCACCUAUUCAUAUGCCAUUCAUCGUCCACUUAUAAAUAGUUCCUGGGUUAGUAUGGCGUGAUUACUGUUGGUGUAUACCAAUAUGAUAUAUCCACACGUGAUACACAUGCAGAUGCAUUUAUGCUGAUUUUCUUUUGUCGUGAUUUUAUCAAUAUAUUUUCCGUUAGGUAUAUUUUGUUAAAAUUUUGUAUAGUUAUUAAUUUAUUUUAAUAUCAUAUGAUCACAUAGAAAAGCAAGUAGUGCAAACAGAAACAGUGACGUGACAUAAGUAUUGAUGAUGUUUCACCUGAUAUUUUUCGUAUGCAUUUUUUGUUUUUAAUAUAAUUAUGCUUGGCCUUUUUCUGAAAUAGAUGUACAUUCACUGUCCUUUUAACUAUAUCACUUCGUCCAAGCUUUUUAUCGUUGCGUUGCUUUAUCUAGGAUAACUUCAUAGUUACGUCAUUUUAUCCAAGAUUAUUUCUACAUGACAAUUUUAUCCCAGUUAACCGUAUACGUACAUCACUUAUGCUUAAUUUGUAAUAACAUAUAUAAAGUCAAGGUUAUUAGAAUUGCAUCAUGUUGACAAAGCUUGAUUUAUGAUUACAUAAAUUUACCAAACCCAAGUUUAUAACUACAUCGCUUUAUCAAAGAUUAUUUUAUGAUUACAUCUCUUUAUUAAAGAUAUCAUCAUAGCAUCAUUAUAUACAAUCUUUUUUGUAUCAUAUCAUAAUUUGUUCAAGUAUGUUUUAUAACUUUAUCACUAUAUCCAAGCAAAUUAUAUAAUUUCGUCACUCUAUUUAACUUAUACACUUAUAUUAUAAUAUAUCACUGUAUCCAAGCUAUUUUAUUUCAUAAUAACAACACAACCCCCC
Pecten maximus is the source of this 4435-nucleotide messenger RNA. RefSeq lists its product as uncharacterized. Gene Ontology annotation, molecular function: protein binding. Lineage: Eukaryota; Metazoa; Mollusca; Bivalvia; Pectinida; Pectinidae. The record is from RefSeq and is a predicted model, not a curated record. The transcript has 20 exons. The coding region runs from base 62 to 2350 and encodes 762 amino acids.